GUUGCAUCCGCCAUCCGCAUCUCGCAUUGGCCCUGAACUCUGACUUAUUUUUGUCUCUGACGCCAACUCAGGCAAUACGGAUUCGAUUUGUCCUCUUUUCCUUCGUGCGCCCUCGCUGUUCCAUAUAUUCUUAACACCACUACUACCGCUGGGUAUUGCUAUUCUAUCAGACAAUAUCAUUCGCUUGUUGUCGCCACACUCUCGUACCUACACGAAACGACAAUCUCCAUCGAGCCCGUGAUUACGACGCCUCCCCCUUCGGCCUCGACCACGACGCUCCCUCAGCCUCAGCACGACUUGCUCCAUCGCACAAAUCGCCAUACGUGACGUGGACUAGUGACGCAAAAACAUAUCCAAAAUGAAGACAAUCCACGCUGUGGCCGCCCUGACCGUGGCGGCGGCCUCUGCCGUUCAGGCCAUGAUUACCUGCGACUCGAACAAUCCUUGUCCUUCCAGCGCUCCAUGCUGCUCGUCCUACGGAUUCUGUGGUGUUGGUGCCUACUGUUUGGGAGGAUGUUACACAAAAGAUUCGUUCAGCAUAGAUUCCUGUAUGCCCGCGCCUGUCUGCAAGUCGUCCGAUUAUGAUUUCAGCAGCAUGGAUGGCUUCGUGGAGAACACCGAAUACUUGGGAGAUCCGGCGAGCGGUAACUGGGUCUUCUCUGGUAACCCUUUGAUGUACAACAACGAUGCUGUACUGCUCACUAUGACCGAGGACUCGUCUGGUACACUCUUGAGUAGCACUCGCUAUGUCUGGUACGGAAAGAUGAGCGCUACCAUGAAGACAAGUCGAGGUGCUGGUGUUGUCACCGCUUUCAUCAUGAUGAGUGAUGUCAAGGACGAGAUCGAUUUCGAGUUCAUUGGUACCGAUGUCGCAACUGCUCAGAGCAACUACUACUUCCAAGGAAUUACUGAUUACGGUAACGAAAAGAACCUUUCUGCACCCAACACCGAUUCGCAGUGGCACACCUACACAAUCGAUUGGCAGCCUGACUCUCUCAGUUGGGAGGUUGAUGGCAAGGUUCUUCGUACACUUUACCGUAACGAGACCUACAACGCGACUGCUGGACAGUACCACUACCCUCAAACUCCUUCCAGAGUCCAGUUCAGUUUGUGGCCUGCCGGUAAAGCCGGUAAUGCCCAAGGUACCAUUGAAUGGGCUGGUGGUGAGAUCGACUGGAGCAGCCCCUACAUGCAGAACGGUUACUACUACGCUAUGGUAAAGGAUGUUACUGUUGACUGCUACAACCCCCCAGCUGGCUACAACAACCAAGGCAACAAGGCUUACUGGUAUGAGAACAAGUACGGAACCAAUGACACUGUUGUCAUUGGUAACAACAACACCGUUCUGUCCUCCUUCCUUGCCACUGGCGAGGAGCCCAAGAAGGGUGCUAGCUCUAGUGUAGCUGCUACCAAGACCGGUAGCAAAUCUACUGCCUCGUCUUCUGCCACCGCUCAGCCUGAAACUAUUCCCGGUGUCUCUGGUGGUGGCUCUCGCGAGUCUGGAAGUGAUGUUGCCAGCGGUUCUGGCUCGUCUUCUGGCAGCAGUGGUUCGUCGGGCUCAUCUGGUUCAUCUGACUCUGGCUCUGGCUCUACUUACACUGGAUCCAACUCCUUCUCGCAAGGAUUGGAGAGCGGUAGCGGUACCAACGAUGGCAACAGAGUUGUCGCGGGUAGCCUUGUUGCUCUUGUGGCUUUCUUUGCCGCAGCUAUGAUGCUGUAAUGAAAGCAUGAGAAGGAUGGAUGGAUAUGAUUCUUAAGGCUCUCUUCUUGUUAAUACUGCUUGCGUUUGUCGCUUAUUUUGCGUCUCCUUUUGUAUUGAUACACACGACCUACCGGUAAUUCUUGGGGCCUUGA
This is a messenger RNA of Aureobasidium subglaciale EXF-2481, 1854 nucleotides long. Its product is annotated as glycoside hydrolase family 16 protein. Lineage: Eukaryota; Fungi; Ascomycota; Dothideomycetes; Dothideales; Saccotheciaceae. Gene Ontology annotation, molecular function: hydrolase activity, hydrolyzing O-glycosyl compounds; glycosyltransferase activity. The record is from RefSeq and is a predicted model, not a curated record. Gene Ontology annotation, cellular component: fungal-type cell wall. The transcript is spliced from 3 exons. Gene Ontology annotation, biological process: fungal-type cell wall organization; carbohydrate metabolic process. The coding region runs from base 359 to 1720 and encodes 453 amino acids.